This is a messenger RNA of Populus nigra (black poplar), 2970 nucleotides long. RefSeq names its product zinc finger BED domain-containing protein DAYSLEEPER-like. The record is from RefSeq and is a predicted model, not a curated record. Lineage: Eukaryota; Viridiplantae; Streptophyta; Magnoliopsida; Malpighiales; Salicaceae. The transcript is spliced from 4 exons. Gene Ontology annotation, molecular function: protein dimerization activity; DNA binding. The coding region runs from base 292 to 2835 and encodes 847 amino acids.
UAUCCUUAUCUCACAUUUGAGUUCUCUCCCUCUUCGCUAACUGUCCUUCUCUGCAAAAUCCCAAAAACCCUAGGCUCUUUCUGUAUUUUCAACACUCCCAAAAACUUAAAAAAACUUCCUCUUUUGUUUUUUUUUUUUUUUAAAUCUCAAUUUCCAUAAGUUAGGGGUUUUUACAUUUCCAUACGGUUCAGUCACAAUACACAUUGAUAGAUUAGGAUUAGAUAGCGAGAGUUCAAAUAAACCAAAAAAAAGACGCAAAUCGUGACCGUUAGGUUUUUUUUGGAUCUGAUCAUGGACGCACGAGAUUCGACAUCGAACCGAGACGUCUCGUCGAGCGGCGGCAGCGGCACCACCACCGGCGUCACCACCACCGGCGUCGGAGGAGGAGAAGAGGAUCCUAUCCUUUCCGUCACUGCCACGCUUGCCAAAGACGCAUGGUUACACUUUAACUCUCGCCGUUUCAAUGAGUGCCUCGAGGUUUUGUAUCAGCUAAAGCAGAAAAAGGAAGACGAUCCAAAGGUACUUCGUAAUAUUGCUAUUGCGGAGUAUAGUAGAGAUGGUUAUCCAGAUCCAAAGAAGUUGCUUGAAGUGCUUAAUAACAUUGAGGUGCUUCAUGAUAUUGCUAUUGCGGAGUAUAGUAGAGAUGGUUAUCCAGAUCCAAAGAAGUUGCUUGAAGUGCUUAAUAACAUUGAGAUUGCAACACUUGAAGAGAAUAAUCAGCUGAUGACACCUCCAGAAAACCAGAUGGCAACCCUUGAAGACAAGAAUCACUUGAUUACUACUCCAGAAUACCAGCUGGCAACCCUUGAAGAGAAUAAUCAGCUGAUUACUACUCCAGAAUACCAGAUGGAAACAUUUGAAGAAAAAAAUCAUUCUAUGCCUGCUCCUGAAACACAGCCUAACAAGAGGAGGAAAAGGAAGUCCAUGGUUUGGGAACACUUCACCAUAGAAACUGUAAGUGCUGAUAGUAGAAGGGCAUUCUGUAAGCAGUGCAAGCAAAGCUUUGCAUACAGCACAGGUUCAAAAGUAGCUGGUACCAGCCAUCUUAAACGUCACAUUGCCAAGGGAACUUGUCUAGCACUACUACGCAAUCAGGGGAAUCAACAAACACCUGGUGCGCCAGGGAUCAAUGGAAAUGGCAGUAUGUCUGAUCCACCAAGACGUCACUACAGAUCCCAUAGCUCAGCCUACAUUUCAUUUGAUUCAGAUCGUUGCCGCCCUGAAAUUGCCAGAAUGAUGAUUAUCCAUGAUUACCCUCUUCACAUGGUUGAACAUUCUGGAUUUGUAACUUUUCUCAAGAGUCUUGAACCCAGAUUUGACAUGGUGAGCUUUAAUAUUGUCCAAGGAGAUUGUGUCUCAAGUUACUUGAGGGAAAAGCAAAAUGUUAUGAAGUUCAUUGAGGGUUUGCCCGGACGUGUUUGCCUUACAUUGGAUGUAUGGACAUCUAGCCAAAGCUUAGGUUAUGUGUUUAUAACAGGACACUUCAUUGAUGGUUAUUGGAAGCCACAGAGGCGGAUUCUCAAUGUUGUGAUGGAACCGAACCCUAACUCAGAUGCAGCUCUUAGCCAUGCUGUUGCUACUUGCCUAUCUGAUUGGAGUUUGGAAGGCAAGCUAUUUUCUAUCACUUUCAAUCAGCCAGUGGGUGAACCUGGGCUUCAAAACCUCAGAUCUCUACUCUCUGUAAAAAAUCCCCUUAUCAUCAACGGUCAGUUAAUCCUUGGGAACUGCAGUGCUCGUACUUUAAGCAACUUUGCAAAAGAAGUGCUAUGGGCAGGGCGAGAGAUCAUUAAGAAAGUCCGUUACAGUGUAAAGUAUGUGAAGACCUCAGAAUUUCAUGAGCAAAAGUUCCUUGAGCUCAAGGAACAGCUUCAAGUCCCCAGUGAAAAAGACCUAUCUCUUGACAACCAAGCUCAAUGGAACACAACGUAUCAGAUGCUGGUGGCUGCUUCAGAGUUGAAGGAAGUAUUUUCUUGCCUAGAUACUUCCGAUCCUGAUUACAAAGAGGCUCCAUCCAUGGAAGACUGGAAGCAGGUUGACAUUCUAUGCACGUACUUGAAACCUCUUUUUGAUGCAGCCAACUUCCUUGCCUCUAGAACUAACCCAAACCAGAAGACAUUCUUCCACGAAGUCUGGAAGAUGCAUGAGCUGUAUCAUUCUAUUACAAGUCAUGGGGAUCCCUUUGUCAUCAGUCUUGCUGAAAUAAUGCAAGAAAAGAUAGACAAAUAUUUGAAGGAGUGCAUCCUAGCUUUGGCAAUUGCUGUAGUCUUGGAUCCUCGGUUUAGGAUGAAGUUGAUCGAGUUCAGUUUUGUGAAAUUCUAUGGUAAAGAAGCUAGCACAUACAUUAAGAUUGUUGAUGAUGCUCUCCGUGAGCUUUUUCUCGAAUAUGCGGCGCUUCCUCUCCCUCUUACGCCAGCUCAUGCUGAAGAUGGAAAUUUUGAGAACAUGAAGACUGAAGAAAUUUCAUACAAUGAGCUCACAGAUUUUGAUGCGUAUGUGGAGACUACUAGUCAAAAUAAGAAGUCGGAGCUGGAGCAGUAUUUAGAAGAGUCUUUGUUGCCUCGCUUCCAAGAGAUGGAUGUACUGAAAUGGUGGGAAGAGAACAAGCUCCAGUAUCCAGUUCUUUCAAAAAUGGCUCGUGAUAUAUUGACCAUGCAGGUGUCUACUGCUGAUCCUGACUCUGUAUUUGAUACCGAGAUCAAAGAGCUGGAUGAGUAUCGGAGUUCUUUGAGACCUGAAACCGUGGAAGCCCUUGUAUGUGCAAAGGACUGGCUUCAGUACAGAUCUGCUACAGAAGUUUCUAAUGCUCUUGUGAAAGUAGAGGAUCUUAGAUCUUAGUGCUCAGUGUCUCUGACUAUAGGUUCCUUGUUAGUCUCGAUUAUAAUCUUCUACUUUUACAUUAGGCUAGAUUUUGAUCUAGAUUGCUUGAACACGAGAACUUCAGUUUUUACAGUAGCUUUUCUGAUUUUAUGA